Molecule: messenger RNA, 7233 nt
Organism: Hemibagrus wyckioides
Lineage: Eukaryota; Metazoa; Chordata; Actinopteri; Siluriformes; Bagridae
Product: testis-expressed protein 15
Exons: 9
Coding region: 199-6912 (2237 amino acids)
Biological process (GO): homologous chromosome pairing at meiosis; synaptonemal complex assembly; male meiotic nuclear division
Cellular component (GO): nucleus
Source: RefSeq, a predicted model, not a curated record
UGAAAACUAACAGCACAAAGACAACUACACAUGCCUGGGCGCUUCAACCUGGUCUGCAGUGAGCGCUGAAGAUAUAGAUAUUUAUUUGUUUUUAUUUUGCUUUACUUCGUAAAAGCUUGUAACAACUUCACAACGAAGACGCCGUCUAGCUAUGUUAAAGAACUUCAACAGCAGGGACAUAUUCUUCAGUAAGCAACUAUGGAAGUGCGAGGAAGAAAAGGGUCCAUCGAGCUUUCCACAACUAACUCAUCUAAGCCAGUAGGAACCGUGGCAUUGAGGAACUUCACCAUACCCAGGAAGAAACGAGUGUCUGGACAAGUCCUCCUGGAGCCUUGUCCAGAAGACAGUCGUGAUUAUACUCUCAUUCAGUCCAAACUAAAAGAAUCCAGAUUAGACAUGAGGAAGGAGCAUACUAACACAUGGCUAUGGAAAGAUGUCAAAUUAGUGCACAAUGAUGGGUUUCUUAAGGAAUUCUCUGAAAAAAGGUCAGAGAUGCGUACAAAAGGUAGACAUGGCAGAGAAAUGGAAGAACGUUUUUGCUUCCUGGUAGCAUCUUCUGAAGCAACAAAUGAAAUUUACCAGUUUGGACUAAGGACUGGGAGCCAGGACCAGUAUUCUUUGGGAAAGCCCUCACAUGGGGUUUAUUUGUUUAAGCAUGUUGAUGUGGCUCUAAAACAUGCAACUGCAAGCACAUGUAAUGGGAAAAAUCUGUUCAUUUUCAAGGUGCUCUUUGGAAAGGUGAAAAAAGUCACACCCAGUUUGGAGUGGAACAGAACCGUAGACCCUAUGGUUGGCUUUGACUGUUACAUGGCAAAAGAUGCUGUUUCUUAUCAUGACAGUGUUUACCAGCAAGUUUCGGGCUCUUCGGUGUUUCUAUUUGACUACAAUCAAAACCAAGAACUCAACAAACGGCCAAGGCAAUGUUUGCCAUAUGCUGUGGUUUCAUUUGCUCCAGCUGUUAGUGCUGCAGCACCAACAUCCAUAAGUCCACCUGUUUCACCCAUUAAAGCUCCUGCUAGCCUUAUGCAUGGCCCUCUAGAGCAUUUGAAAGGCUGCACUGUGGCUAAAAGAACAGGCAAAGGAGAGAAUACCACAGUGACGUUCAAACGUUUUGCGACACAAGGCUGCCCAGGCGUGGAGUGCCAGUCACAAAUGCCAAGAGCAGAGGCUAACGGAGUAGAUGCUUCUCCAUUUCAGUACAACGAUCUGCAAACUACACCUCCAUUUAUCCUUCACCAGGCAUACAUGCCUUAUUAUAAUACAACAGAUUAUUUCAAUUUGUCACUACCAUGUUAUGACAGUGGCAUUUCAUGGCAAAGCUCUAAUGACACACCUGCAUUCCCUCCAAGUGUAUACAACCUGAACACUGCAAGUGUCUGUGGAGGUAAUACAGACACCUUGGGGGUAAUACCUCAAACUUCAGAAGAAAAAGUGUCCACCAUAGUCUAUUCAUCUCGUCUGGUUAAGGACCCAAGGUUGUCCAGGCAAGAAACAAACAUACAGAGGAAAAACUCAGAGGAAGAAAGAACAUCUAAUGUUUCAGAAGGUAAGGAACAGGAACGCCAGGCACACUCACGAGACCAGAAAGAGGAGAAUGAAUCCACUUUAUCUUGUGAAAAACAGUCACUGGAACUGGAUAAGGAACACAAAGAGGGCAGGUUCUCUAAACCCUCACUGGAUGAUCCAAGCAAAUCCAAUUCCACUGCACAGCCAAAGACUGAGAAUAUGCCUUCAAUUAAAUUAUUUAAAAUGAAAUUUCAGAAAUAUGCUCCAUAUUUCAAGAUGACAGAGGACGAGAGACACGUAAAAAUAUGGUCCAAAGGAAAUCUGAGUCCAGAACAAAAACAGUUAUUGAUUGACCGCAUACAUUUCUAUGAGAUGCAUCACGAAAUGUAUAAACAGGGACUGCUUUUUCAAAAAGACACAGAGGCAGAAACUGCCUUCCGUUUGUCUCAUACAGAGUCCCAAAACAAUGAAGUCUGCUCAUCCACACAUUCCCCUUUAUUGAAAAAAGGGACCCAAUGUGAAGUAAGUCAGUCCCAUAUGAUAAAUUCAGUAAGUGCCAAUGUUUCUAAUUUGAGAUCUACUAUGGUGUUGGCGGAUUCUGAGAGAAAUAAAGUAGCUCUACUGAAUACAGACAAUGAUGAGUUCAACCAGGAGAUUUGUAGACCAAAAGAAAUCCAUGUGCAGGAAAAAGAGCAGGAUCCUUCUCCAGAUUCUCAGACUGAGCCUCAAGAUGGAGGUUUGAUUCAAUCUGUAAAAGAAAAAGAAAGGAUUUCAGGGACAUUCAUUGUGCAGGGUGCCAUGCAACCAAAUCCUUCAGACAAGAGCAAAACUAUAGAAUCUACACAUGAUUUUACCCCAUCUUUAUGUCCUUCAAUGCAAGAGAUAAAGAUAAAGAGCCAAGAUGUCUGUGAAAAUGAGAUUCCCACAAGCCCAAAAGAGUAUUCUGCAUGUAAGCCUACACUAAGCAAUACAACAGAAGACUGUUCUGAAUUUGAGCAAGACAUAAUAGCCAUGGAAGUGGCAAACUGUGUCGACAUCUCAGCCACUGAUGUACUAGAAUGCGAUGACUGCUCCUAUGUCACUGCGAUGAAGCCAGGUCAACAGAGUCAAAGUAAUACUGAAAAACUAGAUGGGGAAACACUGACUCAUUCUAAAUCUGAUACAAAUUCUGAGAUGUCUAUAGAGGUUGAGAGGGAAGAACCACAACACAACACUAUUUACAAUUCAUUAUAUAAACGAUUACAGCUAGAUCAGCUAUUGACCAAUUCAAAUGAAGCAAACGAUUUCUCUAACAAAUCUUAUCUCAGGGCAAAAGGUCUGGACAAAACGCUUGCUAUCAGUUCACCAGAUGUUAAUGAACCGAAGGAAGAAGACCUCCAGCUUAUAGUUAAGAUAAAAUCGAGCCAGACAUCCCCAGAAAGACUUACGCUUUCUGAACGAUUCUCAAAAUUGAGACAGCUUGGUCGGAAACUAGCAUCCUUUGUUCACGUAAACAGGCUAACCAGUACCUACAGCACUCAUCUCAAUGGAGACUUGAAAUGUGAACCAGAAGCUCGAAUCUGUAGUGAUGGAGGAAAAGAAAUAAAAAACAAUAACGCUGAAUUGAUUAAACUCAUGGCACAGAGGUACAAUGAAAAUAAGUUCAAUGCAAAUUGUAAACGUCGCAGACAGAGAAGUUCAACGGUUCUAUGCAGAAAAAGCUCAAUAUCAGGUGUACUGAGUAAAAGAACUUCAGGUCACUUGCCGUUUCGUAUUCAGGCUCAGACAAAGCACAUUAGGAAGAAUCAACUGCUGAAGGCGAAGAGAAAACGUAAAACAAAUCUAGCUUUAAAAAUGAGUUCUUGUGGUCAAGCUUCAUUUAGCAAGUUGACUUCUGACUCAUCAAAAGAUCUUUCAUGUACCGGCACAGCUAACGAUGUUGAUGGAGGUUCUGAGUCACACCUCAAUUCAGCUGCUGCAUCUCAGUCUGGUUCACAAAUCCAUGGCAAACUUCUGGGGUCCAGUCAGAAUGACAAUGCCACUAAUAUUUUAAAUGCAGAGGGUUCCUGUGCAGACAGUGAAAAUGAGACUAUACAUGGUGAUGAGCUCUCUCAAACGAAAGAACGGUGCAUUAAUCCUGUCAAACAGUCAGCAGAAAUUGUCCAUGAUGAUGUUUCAAACCAUAAUGAGAUCAAAGAAUCAGAGGAAAACAUCACUUCAGAUACUAAAGGUCCAGUAAUCAUUGAGGAAAUGGAAACAGAUAGCGGAACAAACCAUAACAAGACAAGUCAUCAAGAAAAAUCUUCCCUGGUCACAUGUUCUGGCAGCAAUGAGUCAAGUAAUGGUGAGAGUGCAGAAGCAGAAAACAAGGAAGAGGCAUUAUUACUGAAAAAGCUUUCUGAGGAGGACAAUAGUGACACUAAAGAGGUUUUGCCUGAUUACAACACUGGAGCUUAUAAGGAUACAAGUAGCCCUGUUCCCACUGUCUCAAGUAUCCCUAGUGAUAUAACCUCAGGUAAUGUGAUAAGCAGCUACACUGCCAAAGCCCAGACAGCCCUGACUCCAGAUUCACCUAAAGUAAUGAAUAAUGAGACCGACACACAAACCGAGGACGGUGACACUGCUGUGAACAAUUCUGGUAAUGGCUUAACCCAAAGGCUAUCAAGCACUAACAAAUCAGGGAAGACCAAUAACAUCUGCAAUCUUCAAGAUGGAGAACUAUAUCCAAAAAGCACAGAGGCAAAUGAAGAGAGGUCAGAUGCUGACCAGAACUGCUUAAAAGCACUGAAAGGUGCCAAGGGCGAUGUCGCAGGGAUCUUCACAGAGAAAACAAAUCACCAUUCUGAGUUAGCGUCAAGUUCUCAAUGCCAACCUUCUUUACAGGAUACUAAAAGCAGUGGGAUAACAGACUCACUUGUAGAGACGACAUCAGAUUUCCACAGCAGAAUCAUUAAAGAUGCACAAGAAGACCUUGCUGGGACAAUGGACAGUCUGCAUUUAGCCUGGCGAGGACAAGACAAAAAUAGCCUUCCAGCAACUUCAGAUAAACAGGUAAUUUCUAAACUGAGAGAAUAUUUAACCAGAUUUGAGUUCACAGUUAAAAAACAGGAUCCUGUGAAUAACUCUACAAGAGAGGAUCAUGUUCCAACCACAUGGAUAAGUUUAGAUAGUACAGCUCACAAACAGCUUUUACACAACACAAGACACUACAGAAAACAGGCUGAUCUCACACACAGACAGAGUGAAACUAUACCUUUCCAAGCUGCCCCUACCAAACACAAGCAAAGUAACGGAGACAGCCAACCUAACAGCCCUAUAGUGAAGAGAAGGAGAACAAGCAAUUUGGAAAGGGUCAGUCCAGACAGUACCUUUUCUGAAACAGUCAGAAAUGAGCCAAAUGCAAAUCUGGUAAAUACGAACACUCAACCGUACCAGACUGCCUCUGGUGUACCUAACCACUGGUUUCAAAAUCAUGGAACUAAUCUGCAGGAAAAUCAGGUCAUCUGUCCCCAAGUUUUAAGCAGGUCAUGUGGACAGCAAGGAAACAGAUCAAGAGAACAGCCAUGUAAGAUAAAUCAGUCAAACAAACAAACUGCAUACGAAAAAGUCCACACCAAAUACAUCCAGGAAAAGUACAGUGUCACUGAUAUCUCCAAGACUCUAAAAAUGGCUGACCAUGCAAUUUCCGUGAUAGAACUUGCUCCCCUGCAGUCAAAAUGCAAAAGAAUGCUCCAACAUUUUAUCUCCAACUUCGAAAAAGAUCAGAAGGUUUCUUUCCACCAAUCCUGCAUUACAAGAAAUCUAAUCUUGGAACAGUAUCUAGACCAUCCUCCUCCACCAGUGGAGUUGAAGUUUGAGGCAAUAAAUUCUUUCUUGGAACUACAGAUGAUAAUCGAGGCCUGCCAAUUUGUUGACAACAAAAUAAAUUUCCUGAGAAGAAAACCAACGUUUAGGAGUUUGCUCUGGUAUGAUCCUUCUCUCUAUGGCGAACUUUAUAAGGGCACUGUUGGGUUUCAGCAACAAUCAUCAUUGUUUUCAUCGUUCCAGCAGUGCCUAACCAGCGACGACUACAGAAGAUUGCGGGAAUACUAUUGUGCAGUGUCCACUUUGCAUCAGCAGCUACAAAAUUCCCCUGACACAUCGUACUACAUGUACCUGAAAACCAAGCGGGAGAGGCUUGAAAUAGAAGCUGCAUUUAGAAAUCCCUCUGAUGUUAAGAGUUUCUUUUUAUCUCUACCAACAGCCACCAUGAUCAAUUUAGGAGACCGCUUGGAAAAUUUGAAAAAGACGCAUGAUAUAGUGACAGCAUUUAUUGAGACACCAGCAGAUCGGUUGCCAGGUAUAUUUGAUGUAGGGAAAGCUGAGCACCUGUCCAUUAUAUGCAGAUAUCUUCAAGAAAAAAUCCUCUAUUUGAAAUCCCAUAAUGAAAUUACUAAAAUUUCAUGGUUUGGGAUGGAACAUCUUCUUUACGAUGCAUCGAAGGUCCUUGUAUGGAGUGAAUCAGAGCAUGGGAUUCCAAAUGAAGUGCUGACGAAAUACAACAGGAUAAAUUCAAAGUUUGUUUACGGGGAGACAGAGGCUCGUUUAGCCCAUGUUAACAAAACUGAUCAGUCCCCCCAGCCUAUGGAUAUUGUGAAAAGCACACCACCACUGCAAAUGAAUGCUAGCAGAAUCCCAUCAACAGGGGGAUCCACUGAGAGGACUCAAACUGCGCUAAUUCAAAUGGAAGAUGGAACAAAAGAAACACAUCAACCAUCCAGCAGAGGAGCAACGCUCUCAUGCCCAAGAAGUAACUUUAGUGAUGGUGUUACCCCGCUUAUUCAGCCCAGUCUGGCAGCCCAACCUGGAAGCUCACCUCUUUACACCGAUUUCACGCAAAGAAGUAAUGCAUCGCAUUGGAGAAUUCCCAGAACUUCUGCCUGGGACUGGAGCCCACCUGACGCUAUCCAGUCACCGUCACACUCCGAAAUAAGGGCUCUGCUUUUGUCUAAGAGGCCACCUUCAGCACACGCAAAACCAACGACAACAUCGUUGACAGAUCUGCAAAUCCCUGCAGUCAGACAGCAACAACUGUCACAACCACUGAUUGUGAAACCUAAACCAGUCGAGAGGAGUAAAGUUCAGCCAACAAUUAGUGCACCUCAGCAUCUGGAGCUCUUAAAAGAGCAAGCAAAUGAGUUCAGCAUGCCUAUGAUACCAGCUUUUCCUUUCCCAAGUUUCUCCCCAGAUGCACCCUCAGUAAUCCCUCCGCCUUUUCCACAGCUUCCGUUCUCCAGCACUUCGAAUCAAGUGGCACUGCAUAACAAUCCAACACCGAUAAGCUACCCUUUCUUUGUCUUCAAUGGACAAACAUACUCCACUACAGGCUCCUCCAUGCCUGUGUCAGCUAUUCAUACUGAAACUCAACAUCUUCCUCGCCCUGUUUAGAGAGUGCAUACAGUAUUUGGUACUGUUAGAAUUUGUUCUGUUCUUAAAUGUUUAUGUUUUUAUUUCAGAGACUUUUGAAACCUCCUUCAAUGUUAUUACUCUAGGUCAGUCAUGCUCUAAUCGAAUAUGUUCCUAACCAGUUCUUAUCUUAUAUGUUUAACAUUAAAUUUCUAAAUACAUGAAAAACAGUAUCUGUUUAAACUGUAAUAGCUUUGUUAAUAGAUGUUACAUUUAUUGUUUUUUUUUAUUUUUAUGAAUAAUAUAUUUUAACAUUAAAUUGUUCAUAUGUUUAUAAUGAUUUUAAAAAUGCACUUUGUUUUA